Molecule: messenger RNA, 907 nt
Organism: Cajanus cajan (pigeon pea)
Lineage: Eukaryota; Viridiplantae; Streptophyta; Magnoliopsida; Fabales; Fabaceae
Product: glyoxylase I 4
Source: RefSeq, a predicted model, not a curated record
UAGCCAUGAUACAACAUCACUUUCUCUAUCUUAUCCAUAAUAUUCUUUGAUACGCUUGAUUGAACCUUUUUGCACCGCCAUACCUUUCAAGACCUGCUUUCUCAUUUUGUUUUCUUCUACCCUGUUCUGUCUUGUUGAUUGUGAAAAGGGAAAGACGAAAUGGCCAAUCCUCUGAAACUCAAGUCAUUGAAUCAUAUCUCCAUUGUGUGUGCAUCAGUGGAGAAAUCUGUUGAUUUUUACGUAAACGUUCUUGGGUUUUCACCUAUCAAGAGGCCUAGUUCGUUAGACUUCAAUGGUGCAUGGUUAUUCAAUUAUGGAAUUGGUAUACACCUUCUCCAAUCAGAAGACCCAGAAGGCAUGCCCAAGAAUGCUCCCAUUAAUCCUAAGGACAACCACAUUUCUUUUCAAUGUGAAAGUAUAGCAGCUGUGGAGAAAAGACUGGAGCAAAUGGAGAUAGAGUACGUGAAGAGCAGAGUAGAGGAAAGUGGAAUCUACGUUGAUCAGCUAUUCUUCCAUGACCCUGAUGGCAUGAUGAUUGAAAUCUGCAACUGUGACAACAUCCCUGUGGUGCCUUUAUCAGAGGGAAAAAUAUGGUCAUGUUCACGCUUCAAUUGCAAUAUUCAGAAUCACCAACACCAAAUUCAACAAAUGAUCCCAAUGUAGUAAUUAACAAGUUGCGAUGUCAUGCCUGCCCUCAAUCCCCAUGAAUUCUUGCAUAAAAUGAUUGUAUCUAAACCAUGUUGUAUGUUAGCUAUAGUAAUGAAUUUUUCUUAUGAAAGUAAAAUUAGUAAAACUCUUUUUUUCCAUCUUUUAUGGUGGACGCAUUGCUAUAGUAACAGCAACGCCAACACCUACCUUGCGUGUUCUUGACUGCAUAUGUACGUAUGAAUUGAUGACACAUUUACUA